Messenger RNA from Solanum verrucosum, 961 nucleotides. RefSeq lists its product as uncharacterized. The coding region runs from base 118 to 513 and encodes 131 amino acids. The transcript has 3 exons. Gene Ontology annotation, molecular function: structural constituent of ribosome. Gene Ontology annotation, cellular component: mitochondrial large ribosomal subunit. Lineage: Eukaryota; Viridiplantae; Streptophyta; Magnoliopsida; Solanales; Solanaceae. Gene Ontology annotation, biological process: translation. The record is from RefSeq and is a predicted model, not a curated record.
UAGCAGCAACAACACAAGCCCAACUUUUAAAUAGUUCAAGCCCACUAUUCAUUGCCCAUAUGGGCCUCUAACUCAAGUUCAACCUUCUCCUACCUCAGUCACUUCAUCCUGUCAAAAAUGGCGUCUACAGUAGCGAAGCUUAGAAGCAGCCCCAAUUUCAUCAACGGCCUUCGAAGAUUUUCUCACGCAAUAUCCAUACCACCACCACCACUUGAUAGCACCAUUUAUCUCCAGAUAGCUUCAUCACCAUCGUUGGUUUUACCUGAACAUGACAACAACAACAACAUAGGAUUUAUGGUCCCAAAUUCACCUUUUCUUGGAGGGUCUAUGGAGCUAAUGGCUGUUCCUAAGAAAAAGGUUUCCCCUCAUAAGAGAGGCAUAAGAAAUGGACCAAAGGCUCUAAAACCAGUGCCAGUGAUUACGCGGUGCAAGGUCUGCAGUCGAGUCAAAUUACCACAUUUCUUUUGCUGCAGUGGAAUCAAGCCAGGUGAUGAGAAUAGUUCCAACAGUUGAUCAACUUGAAGUGGAGCAUCCAACAUAAUUUCUUCAACUUCAACUUUGUUGUUCUGGUAGAAUCUGUUUUUAUUUGAAAGAAAGAAGUUUAAAUAUGCACCAUGGCUGCACAAUAGCAUAGGCCUCUUGCUGAAGAACCUGUUUUGCAUGUUUAAGUAGCACUAUAUUAGUUUUAUUUCUUCGAAGUCUUCCCUUUGAUUGAUGACGACGACUAGUUCUUGAAAAUCACAAAGCAUUAGAAUUCGGAGACUAGAGCACGUAGCUCUUUCACAUUCAUUACUCCGGAACAAAAAUUCCUGAUGCUCCCCUGAGCGAACAAGCAAGAACAUACAUCAAGAUAUAUCGUCUGUUCUCCGUGACUAUCAGAACUGUUCAUGUACUUUGUGAAGUUGCACCGUUAAGUAUGAAAGUUCCAUAUCUGUAGCAUUCUCAUCACUUUUUGUUUCUU